AUCCAUUGCAACAUUCUGGUGAGUAGAGCGAAGAAAUUGUGUAUUCAUUGUGCGUUGUUGACGAUUUGUUUUAGCUUCGAACUGGCCAUUUUAUUUUAAACUAACAUUUAGUGGCACGCCAAUUUCUGAUUCUGAUGCAUUACUUGGAGAAGAAUUAGAUAUUAGUUUAGCCACUAUUACAAUUGAACGAAAAAUUUCUUCUCCAUCACUUCGAACUGAUGUACCACUUGAAUUGUCACCAUCAUCUUCUGUUGAGCGCCCGCAUCGAUCAAACAGUCUUGAUGGAUCGUUGCACGAUUGA
This is a messenger RNA of Didymodactylos carnosus, 301 nucleotides long. The record is from the annotation of a GenBank genome assembly. NCBI's taxonomy places the organism in Eukaryota, Metazoa, Rotifera, Eurotatoria, Philodinida, Philodinidae.